GAACCGUGUGACUGGGUGACAUCUAGCGGCAGAGACACGGUACUGCAGCGUGUCAUUGAAAAGCCGAGAGAAAACGGGCUCCAUUUUGUGUCCUCCUCGCAGUAAAAGCAGCAAGACAAUCCCUCCGAAGGAAGGAAAAAACCCAACACAAAAGACAUAUUUUACAGGCAGAAUGAGUGGCUGCCGCAUAUUUGUGGGCCGGUUGAACCCGUCCGCCAGAGAGAAGGACGUGGAGAGAUUCUUCAAAGGAUACGGCCGCAUCCGAGACAUCGACCUCAAGAGGGGCUUUGGUUUUGUGGAGUUUGAUGAUCCUAGGGAUGCUGAGGAUGCAGUUUAUGAGUUGGACGGCAAGGAGCUCUGCAAUGAGAGGGUGACCAUUGAGCAUGCUCGUGUGCGCCUGCGUGGUGGGCGAGGACGUGGUGGUGACAGAGGGGGAGGAGGAGGAGGAGGAGGAGGAGGCCGCUUCCCAGAUCGCUAUGGCCGUGGCUCCCAGGAUAGUCGGAGGACCAACCAACCAAGUGGACCACCGGCAGAUAGGAACCCCCCACCGAUGCGCACGGAGAACCGUCUCAUCGUGGAGAACCUGUCAUCUCGCGUCAGCUGGCAGGACCUGAAGGAUUUCAUGAGACAGGCUGGGGAAGUCACCUUUGCAGACGCACACCGCCCCAAGCUCAACGAAGGAGUGGUUGAGUUCGCUUCUUACAGCGACCUGAAAAACGCCCUUGAGAAGCUGUCUGGCAAGGAGAUCAAUGGAAGGAAAAUCAAACUGAUCGAGGCAGCUAAGAAGAGGGGUUCAAGGAGUCGUUCCCGCUCUGAGAGCUCUUCUCGUUCUCGCUCCCGUUCUCGUAACCGUUCCCCGUCCCGCUCCAGGACCCCUCGUCGUUCCAGGUCCCACUCCCCCAAAGCCCGCUCCCCCAAGAGGGACUACAAACGCUCUCGUUCUCGUUCCCACAGCGGCUCCCCAGCGCCCCGUGCUGCUGCCCCUGGCUCCCCACCCCCGAGGGCCAAAGAGACCUCUUCCUCCUCCUCUAAACGACCCUCUAAGCCCAGCAAGUCUGCCUCCCCCAACUCCACUCCCCCUGCACAGCGUGCACCUUCCAGGUCUCCUUCCAGGUCUCGUGGCUCUCGCUCCCCGUCUACGGACAGCCGCCACUGAGAACACCUAGCGCAGGAGUAUACACGUUUUAAAAUAAACACACACCUCGUACAUAAAUACUCACAUUCAGACAAAACAGGACAGGGCAGGAACUGUUUUACCCAGCGGUUCUUGCCUGGUGUCCCUGUAUUUCCCCCUCCGUUUCCUCCCUCCGCUCUUCUCUUCUGACAUAGCUGAUCUUUGACCUACUUUUGUAUGGUCAGUGUUCUCAGUAAAAGCGUGGCUCUUGCUGUGAACACAACGAGGGCUUCGUUUUCAAUUUGAGCAUCAAGUCUAAAACCUUCUGGGGGUUUUGGUUAGUAUUUUUAUUUGUAAUAAUGGAUGUAAUUCUUGGUAAGGUAUUACAUUUUUUUUAUUUUUUAUCAUUCAACACUCGUGUGGUGGACCCCCCCCCUCUACCGGCUUUUGUUUGUCAGCUCUGAUAUCAUGAGCUGUUGAGAAUUCAAGUCCCGUUCCAUGAUGGCUAUGAAUGUGAUUGGCUAAGGUUUUGGGUCGAACCAUUCUGAUCUCAGUGUAGGGUUCUUUUUUUGGGGGGGAUUUGAUUAGUUUUAUGCUGUGAUUUAUUUGAUUGAACGCCAUUCUUCUUUUUUUGGGGGGUGUAUCAGAUUGUGAUCUGUUUUUUUGGGGGGGGGUGUAUCAGAUUGUGAUCAGUUUUUUUUUGUGGCGGCAAUAAAGGUCCUCGUUUUAAGACGUCUGGUGAAAACAUUGUGGCAGGCUGCGUUAUUAUUUCACCCGUUUUGUUUUGACCGUUUUACCGGAGUGGUUGUCUGUGUCUGUACUCUUUUGUUUCUAUAAAGCAUUAUACACGUUUCCUUUCACAAGGUAUUGUAAUGAAGCGUCGACACAACCUAGAGAAUAGUUUGGAAAGUAACAAUUUUUAAUGCUAAAUGAAGUCGUUUUUGUUUGUUUUUGUUUUUUUUUCUCUCUCCGUGUUCAAUAUGAGGGUUGUAAUUUGUACUUAAUUGAAAAAAGAACAAGACACAGCAAACGACAAAUGAAAACAGUUUUAAAUAAAGCGCCCAGGGCAUUUUGUAUGUCAGAACUUGAGAAUAAAGUGAAACUUCCACAAAGAGUUGUUUGCCACUGUUUGUAAAAAUGUUCUUAGUCGUGGAUUUAGAUUUAGAUUUUAUUGUUUGAAACAUUCAGUAUUAAAACGUCACUUAUUACAAUGUUUUCUAUAGCUUGUACACACAGACCUACUGCACUAGCUUGCCUUGAUCAUAAAUACACGUGUAGUACAGACAGUACGUACUUAUAAUUACCAAUUUCAUUCCGGAAAUGUGUCAUACGGUAGUCAAUUGGCGCAAUCGCUCCACCUGUUCAAAACGACAGUAGCCGUGCCUCACCAUCAAUGCGAGACACCGAUUUGUAAAUGCAGUUACUGGGGGGUGUUUUCAAGUCGACUGUACUUAUCGUAAUGGUUCAUGGUAAAUCAUCAGACUGAUGUGAUUGUUUCUGGAUGCUCGAGAGAAAUACUGAUCAUUCGGAGAGAGAUACUGAUCAUUUGGAGCUUCCGGAACAUUCUGUGACCGUUAGGGAUCCCUGUCAGUUCAGCCGAUGCAGCAGCCACUCUGCCUGGGCUACAAAAAUGACUUGCAUGAUAAAACAGUACAUCAUAGUUACAUUCUGCAUUGUACAACAAUAUUACAAUGUGUGUGUGUGUGUGCUUGUGUCUGUACCUUUGUGUGUGUCUCUUCACAGUCCCCGCUGUUCUACAAGAUGUAUUUUUAUCUGUUUUUAAAUCUAAUUUUACUGUUUGCAUCAGUUACCUGAUGUGGAAUAGAGUUCCAUGUAGUCAUGGCUCUAUGUAGGACUGUGCACCUCCCAUAGUCUGUUCUGGACUUGGGGACUGUGAAGAGACCUCUGGUGGCAUGUCUUGUGGGGUAUGUAUGGGUGUCAGAGCCGUGUGCCAGUAGUUUAGACAGACAACUUCUAGCCUUGAUUUUUCACUCUUGAUACCAUAUCUACAGUCUUUCACCUUUUAAUGUGUAUAGUGUUACAUACUAGGUGUUGUCCAAUGAAUUCCUGUAAUCACUCCGGCUUCAAAUCAGGGUUGAUUGAGAAAAGCUGUUCAAAAGAGGAUAAUGCAUAUCUUUGUACUCCCUGACGAAGGCCAUGCAGCCAAAUUGUGUCAAGUUUUUCAGUCUUUGUUUCCACUGAUCAUGCCAUUCAAAUAAAGGCAUUUUAAGUAA
This is a messenger RNA of Oncorhynchus mykiss (rainbow trout), 3348 nucleotides long. The record is from RefSeq and is a predicted model, not a curated record. NCBI's taxonomy places the organism in Eukaryota, Metazoa, Chordata, Actinopteri, Salmoniformes, Salmonidae.